Molecule: messenger RNA, 1105 nt
Organism: Patiria miniata (bat star)
Lineage: Eukaryota; Metazoa; Echinodermata; Asteroidea; Valvatida; Asterinidae
Product: macrophage mannose receptor 1-like
Exons: 4
Coding region: 122-1105 (327 amino acids)
Biological process (GO): biological process involved in interspecies interaction between organisms
Cellular component (GO): external side of plasma membrane
Molecular function (GO): carbohydrate binding
Source: RefSeq, a predicted model, not a curated record
GAUCGGAAACAGUUUCUGAAUCAACCUGAUACAACGGAAUCGGUGUUAUAUUUGGUGUUGAAUCGAAGCGCAGCCACUUGUUCAAAAGCUCUUCACUUAACAAGUUUGAAAUCUGUCUGUGAUGGCUCUUGUGGAUAGUUUCGUGUUGACCGUGUGUGCUGCAGCACUGGCAUGCUGUAUUCUGCACCCUACGCUUGUAUUCGGAAGCAAUCACAUCCAAGCGAGGUCAUCAAGUACUGCGUCAUGUACCUGUGAAACGGCAACUACAAUGCUGACGUGCACUGCUCAACCAACAGGUUGUGAUGCGGAUGAAAUGCCAUACGGAGAUUCGUGCUACAGAUUCCUCCGCGACAAUCGCAAGAACCGCAAAGCGGCUCACAGAGAUUGCAUUGCGCGUAAUGGCCAUCUCGUCUACAUCGAAUCGGAAGACGAGCAGAAUUUCCUUGCAUUCUAUGAGAGUUUUUUCUACCAAGACGGAAGUGGAAACGACGAACGUUACUGGAUUGGACUGAUUGCUACCAGCAAUUAUAUCUGGCUGGAUGGAAGUCCGUUACAUCGCGAUCUCUCAACCUUCGUUGAUAACACUCAGUUGGGGUGUAUUUUUGUCCAAGAAGGCGAUUCACAUCAGAUAGUUUCAGAAGUUGGGAACUGUGGAACGGCGAGGCGGUUUAUUUGUGAAUUUCCACCGCUGACAGCUGAUGUUUGUCAAGAUGAAGAAAGAGCAAGCGGCGAGUCUUGCUAUAUAUUCUUUGAUUCACCGAAGACUCAAAGCGAAGCACAGGCAACUUGCCAGACUCUAGCUGGAGGGCAUCUUCUGUACAUUGAGACCGAAGAUGAAGUGACAUUCAUCGAGAGCCUUCUUGGGGACACCGGCCAGUCCGAAUACUGGAUCGGUUUGAUGACGCAGUACGUGUGGUUGGAUGGUAGUAAUGCUACUUACCAAGCUUACGACAGCGAGAGCCAUAAUAGCAGAGGUCAAUGCUUUAGGAUGUAUCCUGGUAGCGAUUUUAAGUGGAAUGACCGGUCUUGUGGAACGAAAUAUGCCUACGUAUGUGAGCGGGAGCUGACUGCUCCUGAGAUGCAAGACGUUUCGGGUAUGCACUGA